AUGUUUCAGCCAGGAAAGCAACCUGUUGGCGUUUCAACUCAAGAUCGAUUGAUGUCAACAUCUUUUCGAUAUGAAGUAAAUAAAGGUAAACCGAAUAAUAGUGGGAUGCGAAUGCAACAAACUGCUCAAUUUGAAGAAGUUUAUUUCAAGCAACAGAAAGAACUUGAACAAAAUAAAUAUGAACAAUUUAAAGCCAAAUGGGCAGAACAAUCGGCUUGGGCCAAUGUAGCAUUACAAGAAUCAUCAAUAAAUAAACAGCGCGGACAAGAAUUAUUAUUACUUCGCAAAGCUCAUCUGACAGUACGUCGUGCUGCGCUAGCAACAUUACUUCAGAAUGAACAACGCGGUUAUGAACAAGAAUUCCAAAGUAAAGGCAUGGCAGUUUACAAAGAUAUGUAUCAAAUUGAUCCUCAAUGUACACCUCUUGACUUAUAUCGAUAA
Messenger RNA from Rotaria socialis, 441 nucleotides. The record is from the annotation of a GenBank genome assembly. Lineage: Eukaryota; Metazoa; Rotifera; Eurotatoria; Philodinida; Philodinidae.